This is a messenger RNA of Lolium perenne, 2580 nucleotides long. Lineage: Eukaryota; Viridiplantae; Streptophyta; Magnoliopsida; Poales; Poaceae. The record is from RefSeq and is a predicted model, not a curated record.
AUGGACCGCGGGGCGGACGAUGGUCGCAAGCGCCGUUUUGACGGCGACCGGCGGUUGGAGGGAGAGGGCUUCGGGCGGAGAGAUGGAGGCGGGCGGUUCGGCGACGAAAAUGGAGGCGGCGGGGGCGGGAGACAGGACGGCGGCGGAAGAUACGGCAGCGGCAACUCUUUCGGGGGCGGAGGCGGCCAAGGUGGCCGCGGCUACAACAACAAUGGGGACGGCGGUGGCGGGGGUCGCGAGGGUGCCGCCGGCGGCGGAAGGCGUGCGGAUGGUGGACGACAAGACGGCGGUGCCAGGUUUGUGGAUGGGGACCAGGGGUACCGCUACCAGGAGCGGGGCCGGGACAGGGAGUCUCCUCCGCCUUGGUGGCGGGAGCAGAGGCUCCGUGAGGAAGCGCUGGCCAAGAGGCCGGCAGAGCUGGCUGUGUCCAAGGGGCAGGGCGACGGCUCAUCUGGUCAGGGCGACCGUGAGCGCGGUCAGCGACAGCAGCAGAGGGCCAAGGGCGGGAGGAAGACGGGGGCCGGAGCAGCAGCUUCCCAGCCGGCAAAAGGCAAGUCCAAUACAAACCCGUCCCGGGCAGGGGCGCCGGCGGGCGGCGAGUGCUUCAAGUGCGGCCGCGAAGGGCACUUCCAAUCGGAAUGCCUCUUCCAGCCUCUCUGUGUGCUGUGCAGUGAGGAGGGUCACACUUCGGCGCAUUGCCCGUCGAAGGGGAAAAAUCUGCGUUUGGUUUCCAUGGGUCAUGCGAUCAACGGGGGCGGUUUUUUCAACAUCGAUGUGGAACCACUAGGUGCUGCCCAGAACCCAGGGGAGGUGCUUGCGGCUAUUAUCAAGUUCAAGGACGCUCCCCUCUCUAAGGAACAGCUGGCGGAGGAGAUGAAGAAGCUGGUGGAUGAGGCUUGGGAUUGGCAGGUUUGCAAGCUGACUGAGACGGAGUUCUCGGUCGUCUUCCCGUCAAGGGCUACCCUCCGCCUGGCGACGGCCAGCGGCAAACUCUUCCUGCCCUUCAGCGAGAAGAACACCGAGAUCAGGGAGGCUUUCCUUGCGCCUAAGCCGAGCCUGGUUCUCCCCUCGGCUUGGAUUAGGCUGACGGGUGUGCCGGAAGACUUGAUGACCAAGGAGAGGCUGAUGGCGGCGUUCGUGAUGAUCGGACGCCCCAUUGAUGUGGAUGAACUUUCAAUCUUGAAGCGGGAUCGCGAGCCGAUCCGCAUGCGCUUCCAAGGCAGGUAUCCGGAGCGCAUCACGGGGUCUAUUCAGCUGUUCGUCAAUGGGGAGGGGUACAACAUUGGGCUGCAGGUGGAGGCGGCUCCGCGCGGGGCUGCGGGAGGGGCAGGGGCUCCUCCGCCACCACCUCCUCGGGAUGACGGGGACGACUACGACUCAGAUUACAUCUCGUCCGAUGGAGAGUGGAACAAACACGGACGCCGAAAGAAGAAGGACGACUCGGGCGUGGCGACCAAGGAAUCGGAGAAGGACAAGUCCGGGGCGGUGGGGCCGGUGAGCUCUAAAGCCGCGGGUUCCAACAGUGCUCCUCCGGCGUCGAGAACUCGGGAUGAGCUCUUGGUGGAGGAUGUCCAGCCUAUUGACCAAUACGGGUCAAACCUGGGGCUGGGCUUCCGGGCCGCGUCCAGGGAGGACGAUGAGCGCUCGCCGCUGAAGGAGUCCCUGCAGGGUGCCACCGAGCCGCUCGGGGUGGUGGUGUUGGACCACGCGGAGCCCUCGCUCUCCGCGGAGACUGACUCCCACCCAUCUAUCGACGAGCCUCCACUCAAGAUCACCAGGCUCGGGGCGGCGCUGGACAUUCAGGAGGGAGCUGCAGCGUCGGAGGAAGCUAUGGAGGGAUCGGUGGUCGAGUUGGUGACGGACGCGGGUGCGGUGGAGAUGGUGCGAAGUGGUAGGCUGGAGGCCGGGGGCCACGAUCUGCGCGCAGAGGCCCUGGCGGACCUGCCGCUGGCACAGGGCCGGCGCUCUCUGGCUGUGACCAUCUCUACAAGGAAGAAGAAGAAGCUGGUGGUUCCCACGCCGGUACGCAAGAGUGGGAGGAACCAAGGAGCAGCGGCGGGCACACCGAUCAUGGAGUUGGCGCAGCGUUUGGCGGCGGAAAAGAACCUGGAGACGAACAAGGCCAAGCCUAAAGGUAACACCUCUUCGGCUUUGGAUAUCCUUUCUGAUUCGCAUAUUACGUCUGUCGUUAGGGAUAGUUGCUUGCUGUUCCAUCCAAGGGUGGGAGCCCCUUCGGAAGCCAUCUCCCUUAUCCGUGCCAAGGAGAAGGUGCAAGAAGCACUUGCGGCGACCAGACGGCGGUUAGAGUUGGAAGAAGAAGCGCGGGCGGCGGCCAGGGAGGCGGCCAUGCCUGCUGAGCUGGUACCGACCGGAGGAUCUCCCUCGGUACUGGCGGCGGCCAACGCCACGGGGGCGGUGGACGGUUCAGGGGAACCACGAUCGGGCCAGGCCACGGUUGUGUCGGCGGAAGGGGUGGAGACUUGCCCCCCUUCAGGGAGACCGAUUCGCAAUUGCGUCAAGGGACGGAGGCCUCAGCUGAACGUCCGUUUAGGACGGACCAAGAAGACCUCGUCCAAAUGA